Pogonomyrmex barbatus (red harvester ant) is the source of this 651-nucleotide messenger RNA. Its product is annotated as mevalonate kinase-like. Gene Ontology annotation, molecular function: mevalonate kinase activity; ATP binding. Lineage: Eukaryota; Metazoa; Arthropoda; Insecta; Hymenoptera; Formicidae. Gene Ontology annotation, cellular component: cytosol; cytoplasm. Gene Ontology annotation, biological process: isopentenyl diphosphate biosynthetic process, mevalonate pathway; isoprenoid biosynthetic process; cholesterol biosynthetic process. The record is from RefSeq and is a predicted model, not a curated record.
AGCAUAAAGAUUUUGCUGGUUUCCUCGAAUGUUAAACAGGAAAGCGUACAAAAUAGACAAUUUGAUAUAAUGAGAGAUUCGUGUUCGAUAAUCAACCCCAUUUUGGAUAACAUCAAUGUAUUAUCAAACAUAGCUGUUGAUAUCUUCAAUCAAUUGGAGGAAGAGUUAUAUCUAACUGGGCUUACGAUUGAUGAUCUUCAACCUUGCCACCUACAAAACUUCUACGACUUUUUAUUGGAUCUUAUUCACAUGAAUCAAGGAUUAUUAAGUGCAUUAGGAAUCUCACAACCAAAUGUAAACAUUAUUUGUGCAAUUGCACAGAAUUAUUCGCUAAGGGGAAAGAUAACGUAUAGUGACAAAUGUGAACACGCGUUUAUUAUACUAUCACCGAACUUCAUAGAUGAUGACCUUGCUAAACUUAUAAAUGAAUUAAAGGCGCAUAAUUUUUCCGUUACGGUAACCAGUUUGUGUGGAAAGUGGAACGGAGUUAGAGUUGAAUAAUAUAUUCAACAUAAAUCAACAAUUUAAUAUGAGGGAUUAUAUAUGUACAAUGUAUAUAAUAAGAUGGCAUAUUCAAACGGCUUAUUAUAAUUCUGGGAAUACAAGUUUUGUAUAUUUUUUAAAUAUAUAUAUGUGUAUAUAUAUAUACAA